AUGUCCAGCAGUACUUCUCAAGCAAUUCUUACAAGCACCUUCUGGAUUAGCAUGGACCAGGGACAAUUUUUGGUUGCUGGGGCUUGUAAUAAGCCUGUUAUCAAAGUCAGCCAGGAUGUCACAGGCGAAGGACAGUACAGUAAGCAACUUAUUGCUGUCUCUGCCAACAUCUACCUGAUUAAAACGAUUCGUUAUGCAGCUGUUACUUGGAAUAAUGGGGAUGAAGUUGCUGUAAUAGGUCAUUGUUAUGGAAUCAAUUUCCCCCACUUUGAAAGUGAAAUGGCAUCUUUUACUGCGCUCACUGGUAUAAAAAGUGAGCUAUAUGACUGUCUAGUACAUGUAUCACAGACAGUCACAGAUUGCCUUGUUCCACAUGUUGAAGAUGCAGAGAUUCAUAACAAGACAUACAAGACUGGCGAUAAAUUAAUAAUCAGCUGUCAUGAAGGAUUCCAGAUCCGUUACCCUGACUUAGACAACAUGGUUUCCAUAUGUCAAGACGAUGGAACAUGGGAUAAUCUACCCAUAUGUCAAGGUUGCCUGAGGCCAUUGGUUCUUCCUCAUAGUUACAUUAACAUAUCUGAGUUCGAGGCCUCCUUCCCCGUAGGAACAGUGGUGUAUUAUCAGUGCUUUCCUGGAUAUAAACUAGAAGGGGCAGAGAUCCUUGAGUGCAUGUAUAACCUUAUCUGGUCAGAUAGCCCACCUAGGUGCCUUGAUGUGGAAGUUUGUCCACUACCUCCAAUGGUGAGUCAUGGAGACUACAUCUGCCACCCGCGGCCUUGCGAGCAUUACAACCACGGGACAGUGGUGGAGUUUUACUGUGAUCCUGGUUACACCCUCACCAAUGACUACAAGUACAUCACUUGCCAGUAUGGAGAAUGGUUCCCCUCCUACCAAGUAUACUGUGUCAAAACAGAUCAAACCUGGCCAAAUACACAGGAAACCCUCCUGACUACAUGGAAAAUAGUGGCGUUUACUGCUACCAGUGUUUUAUUAGUACUGCUACUGGUUAUUUUAGCCAGGAUGUUCCAGACCAAAUUUAAGACACAUUUCCUUCCACGAGGCAACCAGGAGGGCUCCAUGGGUGACCCCGACUUUGUGGUGGUGGAUGGCAUCCCUGUCAUGCUGCCUUCCUACGAUGAAGCUGUAAGCAGCGGCUUAAAUGCUCUGGCACCCGGAUACUCAGCUACCGCAGAUCAGGGGCAUAUUUUGCAGGCAGAAGAUCAGAAUCCUCCUGCUUACCCUGGCCCCAGGAUUACAGACACGCAGCCUAGUGAAUGUGAGGCCUGUGACAGCAGGUCGGGUUCCUCUGAACUGCUCCAAAGUUUGUACCCAUCCCUGACAUGCCAAGCAGCAGUGCUUCCCGGUUCAGAACGAACUGACAUAUCCUAUAGCACUGCUGGGGAGGCUACAGCCACGAGUCUGCGGAUCGAUAUUGCAGAUGAGAUUCCUUUGAUGGAAGAAGACCCUUAGCCUGCACAGAGUCGUGUCUUCAUCGCAUUGCACUGUUGGGUGACAUGAAUUAUGAGGAUUUAGAGAUAGAAAAGACUAUUUAUGGAUUUGGGGAGGGUAUUUUCCUACUUACCAAUCUUUCCCACGAUGAUGUCACCAGAUUGGGUGUACGUCUUUAUCCACCAAGGGGAUAACAUCAGCAGCAUUUGGAACAGCAGCAGUUUUAUGAAUGAAUCCUGGGGAUUUGAUGAGAGCAGAUGUAGAAAAAGGAACUGUGGCUUUUUUAGAAAUGAAAUGUAUAUCUGCAUCGCAGAAAGUCAUAUGGUUCUGUAAGAAAUGCUAUUGGAUUUUGAUACUAACUGCCUCACAAAAGCAUGUCAAAAUAUGUAAAUUUGCUUAUAAAGACUGCUGUAAAUGGUCUAUGGACCUCUAGUUUAUGAAGAAUCCUUUCAAGUGCUGAAACACACACACAAAAAAAAGAGGAAAGAUCCUCUUUCGAUUUCCUAUGAUAACCAGGAAGCUUUUGAUGUAGUUGUUGGUGAUUUUGGUUCAGACCAUGUCUGCAGAAAUUAUAACAGAAGUGAUGGGAUUCGUAUAUACUUGAUGUAUGAUAGCAAAUAUAUAUAAAUAUAU
Acanthisitta chloris (rifleman) is the source of this 2082-nucleotide messenger RNA. It is a transcript of the gene SUSD4, whose product is annotated as sushi domain containing 4. The transcript has 9 exons. The coding region runs from base 1 to 1470 and encodes 489 amino acids. Lineage: Eukaryota; Metazoa; Chordata; Aves; Passeriformes; Acanthisittidae. The record is from RefSeq and is a predicted model, not a curated record. Gene Ontology annotation, biological process: negative regulation of complement activation, classical pathway; negative regulation of complement activation, alternative pathway.